This is a messenger RNA of Acanthaster planci (crown-of-thorns starfish), 5066 nucleotides long. RefSeq lists its product as uncharacterized. The record is from RefSeq and is a predicted model, not a curated record. Lineage: Eukaryota; Metazoa; Echinodermata; Asteroidea; Valvatida; Acanthasteridae.
GUUUGAAGUCUGAAACUAGACUGGCACAAGUCCAACAGUUUGAAUAUUGACUGAGCGUUACAGCAUAGAGCAAUAUGCGUCUAGUUGAAGCCAGUAACGCUCUCAAGUCUCAUCACUGCCCAUUGACUUCUUCACGUUCUUGUAAUAAGGCUUUUGUGGUGGUGGAAUUUCCAUCGAACCAAACACAAUGAGACUAUCGUCCAAUGAAAAAAGUUGACCCAGAUUAGUUCCUCUGCGUCUAUGAUCCAAGACCACACAUGUAGCCAAGAGUGGAAUACCCCGCCACCCGGUACCCGCACGAUCAACCCCAUAGCCAGGAUUGCCUUUAAAUAUGAACAUUACUAAAUGGGCAUCGCCAGAAUGAGUUGUCUCUGCUUGCGGCACCGUGUCAAAAUUAUCAUCUUGGUGAUUUCUGCCUGUGCUUUUGUCACUGUGGUGUUCCUGUACAAAUCUGAGGAGUCGCAUGCCAGACGGAGACUGGGGCCUCAACCAUUGACAGAGUACCACAACCCUCUGGCCAGUACACUAUUGCGGGAACGGUUUGUGGUGGGGCGAAACGGCACAAAAAUCUGGCCCGCCGAUCUCACAGAGGAAAAAUUGUACGGAAAAGAAGGACAGGAGCUACUCAAGGAACGGGAGAGGUUGACCAUCCUCGAACACGCUAAUGUGUCUAUGCACAAUGACCGUAUCAAGGGGAGGGAUUCGGUCGUCGGCAUUGGCAGCCACAAGAAGUACGAGAUGAGGGCGGAGGUCCGAAAAGUGCUGGAGCAGAGAACGGUGAACGGAACCAGACGGGACAGGACAAAGCAGACGUGUCUGGUUCCCGAACUCAAUCCCUUUGACGGGUCCAUUCAGGCGCACAUCAAAGAGCCAAAACCACUCAACUGCGAAGGGAUCAGGCUCACUGAGGUCAAAAACAGGAGGCUGGUGCUGCGGAAAUCUGUAACUCGAAAGAUCAAGUACAGGACCUGCUACGUGUCGGCCAUCAACAGAGUGAACGACUUUUUAAGUCUUGUUUCCUCACCGAGCAAGGUGAAUGUUGAUUAUAAUCCUCGCCCUGACAACAAGGACAUUCCACUUCAGUAUAACUUGUCCUCGGAUUUUACAGUGGUGGUUUGCCUGGAUGAGAAAGGCAACUUGACCGAGCACGACUUUGACGGUGCCUUUACUGAUCUAAGGGAUAACGAGGAAUUUGAUACCUUCUACAAGGCUAGUCCAGCUCUUUUCGAUGUGCAUGCCAGCGUGGUGCCCAAACCCAAAGUACUACAGCGGCUGCGUGACACCAAACCGCCCAGGGAUGGUCUUGGAGUGAAUGUAGUCAUGCUGGCUCUAGAAGCAACCUCAAGGAUGAAUUUUUUGAGGCAGCUGCCUCUGACGACAGACCUUCUAGCCGAACUGGGGAGUGUCUUCCUUGAAGGAUAUAACAUUGUCGCCGAUGCCACCGCUGGAGCGCUGAUCCCUAUGCUGACCGGUAAGACCGAGCUGGAGUUGCCUGAGAUCAGGAAGGGGGAGCCAGGGUCAUCGUCGGUAGACGCGUACCCGCUCAUCUGGAAGGAAUUUGCCAAGAGCGGAUAUGCCACAAUGUUUGCUGAGGACAGCCCAAGAAUUGCCACCUUCAAUUUACGCUUCAACGGCUUCGAUGAACAGCCUACCGAUCAUUACAUGCGGACGUUCUGGAAUGCUGCCCAGGUCAGGAACAGCUGCCUUGGGCCACGGCCUGUCCAUAGCGUGAUGCUGGACCACCUGUUUGAUUACAUGGUGGCAUACAAGGAUAAGCCCCACUUUGCCUUCACAUUUCUUGUCGGGCUGACUCACGCCAAUAUCAAUCCGCUCAGGUUAAUGGAUGAAGACCUGCACGGAUUUCUCGUCAGCGCUUACAGCCGGCGUCUCCUGAACAACACGGUUCUGUUCAUGUUUGGCGAUCACGGUUCACGGUACUCGGCGAUCCGCAAGACGCUUCAGGGGAAGCUGGAAGAGCGGUUACCGUUCAUGUCGGUCACUCUGCCCGACUGGAUGCCCAAGCGAUACCCGGACAUAGCCAAGAACCUCCGGGCGAACACCAAGAGACUUGCCACACCAUUCGACGUCCACCAGACCCUGCGUUCAGUGCUGCACUACAGCACGAAGCCUGUCAGCGUCAGGCAGCGUGCAAUCAGCCUCUUCAGCGAGAUCCCGCGUGAGAGGACGUGUGACCAUGCCCACGUUGCCGCCCACUGGUGUUCCUGCUUGACCUGGGAGCCAGCUGGUGCUGAGUGGGCGGGGCAUCUUGCCUCUGCUCUCGUGGAGGGUGUCAACGCAAAGACGGAGCCCGUCCGACACAAGUGUGCCAAACUCCGCCUCAAUGUGGCUCUGAAUGCCGAGAGGAUGGUCCCAAAUGAACAGGUCUUGCGUUUUGUGGACACAUCCGAUAACCAUCGAGAAGCAAACUUCCAUGACAACGCCACUGUGCGUGUCUCGGAGCUGCCCGUCCUCUACCAAGUCACCGUGGAAACCAUGCCCGGCAACGGCCUCUUCGAGGGCACGGUCCGAGUGCUGCCGCAGAGCAAGGCCGACUUCAUCGUCUAUGAGCCGACAGGGGACAUCAGUCGCAUCAACAGGUAUGGGACGCAGGCUGAUUGCCUCCGACACUCACGACCAAACAUGAUGCCAUUUUGCUACUGCAAAGACAAUCAAUCUCCAAAGCGGAAAAUGUGAUUCAUGCCUAAUAAGUCAUAUUUUUGCAUCUCAUCUAGAAGUCUAGGCUCAAGAACUUCAUACUUUUCCCCCGUUCCCGUAUUUCCCUCUUGGAUAAAAAUAUUAUUUUGACCUUACAAGUCUCUGCAAAUGUUAAUUCUACAAUGCUUUCAUUCCGUAAUGUAUUGUGUUUUGUAGCCAAGUUGCGAUUCCUUUUGAUUUGUUGAAUUUCACAUUGGAGAUGCAGGAUCAUCAUGAUGCAAAUUGCGCCCUCUGUUGACCAGUGCUAUUCAGUGCACGUAUAAUUAUGCAUGAUGAACACAAUCUAAGUCAUAACAUCUUGGCAGUGUCGUAUCUAGGCCUCGGGUCUGGUCAGGUCAAAUGACCGUCCAAGGUUUCUCAACCCUCAGGCUCCUCAUUAACCCCCCCCCCAAAAAAAGGGUGUAAGUUACGUCUCUAAAAUGCUGGCACUUUCAAUUUUUUUGAAAAUAAUCAAAAAUGUAACUUGUCUUCAAGGAAGGGAUAGCACUGCCCCACACGCACCCCGGAUAUGCUUCUGCAUCUUGGCCAAGACUGCUCAUCUAGAAGCACACCGAUCCACUUUUUCACAAAAUAAAUUGCACCUUACCAAUCUGAACAGGAAAAAACUUGUCAAAUAUUAGGUGAGAUUUGACAUCAUUUGCUGAUGAGAGACAGAGAGAGCAUACUGUCCAAAACAUGGAGUCCACCCGUUUCUUUUUAGAGAUUACUCACAAAAGAGGAACAUGUAUAUUCCAGGUGGUGUUACCGCAAGCAAUCGCAUGCAUCAUGAUUAUGAAUCAUCAAAGUCAUAAAGUUAUGACGUUUGUUUCAGUUUGCUGUAUUUGUUGUUUUUGUUUUGUUUUUUACUGCAAGCAUUUACUGCAGUCACGAUGUCAGGGGUGAGAUUAUCAGAAUCUCUCCCGAUUUCAGGAAUUUUCUUCAGGAAUUUCAUGAUUUCCGGAUUUUGAAACAGUCUCCUUUAAAAUAUGGAAAAUCUUAAAUUUACCAUUCCAGGUAUAUUAUCAUGUGAAAGUUAAUGUAGAACACAAGAAAGAAGGUAUUUUAUUGAGUGCUUUCCGGCAAACACAAAUGUUUACCAGAGGCCCUCUACUGCUGUUGCGUCUUCAAAACCUCUGGUAGUUGUUUCAUGGUUACUUAAUUUUCCUCCAAUUUCACCUCGGGUAAUGCAUUUGCAUGUGGCCUCAAUAUUUGCGACACUUUGCAAAGUAUCUGUGAAACAUGUGCCACUCUGCUCGAUUGCAAUUUCAAUGCCCAAAAUAAUUGGCCGUUUGACCAUUGUUUUGUUUCCGAACUAGUCAGCUCCUUACAAUGGGAAUUCCUUGAGCAUAUCAACCACUCUCAUGCUGCAAGUGUUGAUGAGUUCUUCCACCCCCAAGAAACUAAGAAUCCAUCCGAAAUUGGUUUGGGUCAACUCACACAAUGCCCUCAGGUUUCCUCCAUUUCCUGCUGUGAAUUUCACUGUCACAGCAAAACAAAACUCAUCGAAGGAUAUUUUAUCCAGAGCAUUUUAUCCAGAGCUGGAAUCGGUCAAAUAUGGCGCUGACGGCCUUAACAGCAAAUCCUUGUUCAAGAGAGGCACUGAGACUUCAUGAGCAUAGAUAGACAUUGUCAUGUCCAUGUAUUUUUUGUCUGUCAUAUUUUAUUUAAAUUGUUUUGAUUUGCGUGUACUUAUGAAAUCAGGGCCGUUAUCCAGACAAUAUUGACAGUGACUUAUAAAAAUCAGUACUUAAGUUAAACAGUUGAUAGCAAUGCCUCCAGGUUCAGAAAAACUAGGGACCGGUUGCACUGGAAUGGGUUAUUUUGCUGUCAAAAAUUGGCAAAAUGUUGUUCCAUUUAUAAAUACACAACUCUUAAGGGAAAGUGAGGUUUCUUCUGAAAUGAAAGUUUUCUACUGAUUGAUUGCAGCUGAAUGUUUUUGCCAAGUAGGUUCCCUUUUGUAUUCAGUAUUGGCCAUAUUUGUUUAGAUUUUUGAGAAGCGUUUUUCGGUUUUGUGACAAAUUUAGCUUUUGGGGGGGGGUUGUAUGACACAUUGUUACUCAUGACUUUGCCAAGCUUGUGAAAGGGUUGAAUGCAAUGCAUCGAACGUUUUAAUGAAAUUUUAAAUUCAUCUCAUUUUAGCAAUUCAUUUAUUAUAAAUUCAGACACCACUGUGUCGUCUUAUUUAAAGGAUAUUUUGACACUUCUCUUGCACCAUUUUAAGGGCGUUUUAGGCACAAUUUGUUUUGUUUUUGUUGUGAUUUUUAUUAGUAUUGACUUAGUAUAUACACUGGAAAGCGAAAGAAACUUGCCACUUCUGUCGAAGGCCACACAUAAAAAUUCACUCCAUAGAAAUAAAACAAUUUUUGAACACA